AUGAACGGUUCGCCAGUACCGAGCGACAAACACGACCGCCAUGAAGAUUCCCCGGAAGACCGGGAUCUGAAACGUACCAAGGUGGCUCACGAGGUGACUACCUCUCGCGAAGGGACGCACGGGCCUAGCACCGAUGGUCACAGGUCGCCGGCGCCGUCAACCUCGCGAGCGACAUCUGUCGGUAGUCCAGAGAAGCCGAAGAGCGAUGGUGGAAGUCUCGCCAAAUCAGUGGUGAAGAAGAAUGCAAAGUCGAAGAAGGCGCCGGAUAGUGGGAGCAGAAAGAUCGGAAAGCGGUCUUCGUCCAAGGAUGUUGUUGCGAGCCGCGACGACGAGGACAACGAUGACAGCGACGGAAACGAGAAUGUGUACUGUGUGUGCAAAGGGCAAGAGGAAGGCACAAUGGUCGGAUGUGAAGUCUGCGAUAACUGGUUCCACCCCAAGUGCGUCAACAUCGAUGAGGACAAGGUCGAUCUACUGGACGUAUACAUCUGUGAAGCGUGCGAGCCCUCCACGUCACAACGGACACGGUAUAAGCGGUUCUGUAAGCGGGACGGCUGUGAGCGUCAAGCCGCACCAAGUUCAAAGUACGCACUCCAUCACGAGGAUACAGCUGACCCCAGAUACUGCUCGUCGAGGUGUGCUCUCCAAGUCGCUCAGGCUGUUGCCUCCGGCCUCGACAAGAAGACCACAUCAGAGAUCAGCCGCAGCCUAUCCGGUUACCCCGCCCCAGCCCCCGCGGUCUCUGUCCAACUGGCCGACGGGUCACAACCCAGCACAGUCUCGCCGUCGCAUGCCGCGCUGGUAGCGAACCUGAGAUCUCAGAUGUCUGAACUCGAGCGGCAAAUGGACCUCGUGACCAAGCGUCAAACUCUGCUGUCACAAGCUGUCGAGAGCUGGGAAGCGUUGCCACUUGUGCUCGUGGAGGUCCCUGCUCGGCGGAAGAACAAGUCCAAACGUCGUGAGAUGGAGACGGUGGAAGUGCGACCAUGCGGCUGGGACGCUAGGCUGCUUUGGGACGACGUGGCUGUUGAGGCAUGGGAUGGCUCCCAAGGAGAUGGAGCUCUCUGUGACGGUGGGAAGCGUUGCGAUAGGCAUCAAGGGUGGCAAAAGACUGUCGCCGCCGGCCUCGAUGUUGAGGGCGCUGUCAUUGACAUGGAAGCGAGCAUUGAGCGGGCAGAGCGCUUCGAUGAGGCGUCAGAAACUGGCCGCAAAGCUAGUGCAUCAGGCUCUCGCAGUCAAGCUCAAGUGACGGGUGUUGACAUUCUCUCUAUCUGCAUAAACAUGUACCACGACUGGACAGGCGCGUCAUCACUGAGAUUUCUGAUCUUCCACAAUCUCAUCCAAUCCACAUCUAUAAUCAUGAACCCCGAACAACAAAACGAGCCCCGGCCCGACGGGGAGGACGUUCAGCUCACUGAGGACGAUGUCGUCGAGGUCGUUGAGGACGAUGGACCCGCCGGCGAGCCCAUGAGCGACGACGACUUUGACGGCUACGAUGGCGAGAUCGUGAUCGGUGCCCCCGCCCCGGGCGAGGAGGAGGAGUACAUGCGAUCAAUCGAGAAGGGAGAGGACAUGGAGGGCGUCGAAACUAUGGAGGACAACUCCUGGAGUGCCAGUGCUGUCCACAAGCCUCAGCAGUCGCUCUUUGCCCUCGCUCUUCACCCCGCCUUCCCCAACCCUCCUAUCGCUGUGUCCGGAGGAGAGGACGACAUGGCGUACAUCUACGCCCCUCUGCCGCCCCCCGAGGGUGACUCGGACGCCCAGGGCAUUCACGCCGAUAGCUUCUCGCCUAUCGGCCUCGACGGCCACACCGACAGUGUCGUUGCUGCGGCCUGGUCGUUCAACGGCGAGAUGGUCGCCACCGGUGGCAUGGAUGGCCACGUUCGUGUCUACAUGAAGGGAGACGACUGGACGCAGUGGGGUCUCAUCGCCGACCUCGAGGCCGACAGCGAGAUCCAGUGGCUCCGCUGGCACCCCAAGGGCCCCGUGCUCGCGGCUGGAUGCGAGGACUCGACCGUGUGGCUGUGGCAGCUGCCGUCCGGUAACACGAUGACCGUUCUUUCGGGCCACACCAUGCCCGUCACUGCUGGAGAGUUCCCGCCCCCGAACGGCCGCCAGCUUCUGACCGCCUCGCUCGACUCGACUCUCAUUCUCUGGAACCCCACGGCCGGCACCCCGAUGUUCAAGCUCCCCGUCUUCUGCGGUGAGAACGCUUCCGAGCUCGACCCGUCCGUUGAUGGUAUCACUGCUCUUGCGGUCUCGCCCAACGGUGCGCUCGCCGCCGUCGGAAGCGCUGGUGGUGAGGUCAAGCUCAUCUCUCUUCCGAAGGGUGACAUCGUCGGCAAGCUCGAGGGCCACAACGAGGGCGAGUCUGUUGAGGCUCUUGUCUUUGUUGACCUUCUUGGUGGAGCUGGCGGCGGCAAGGGCACCGUCCUCGUUUCUGGAGGUGUCGACGGCAAGGGCUUUGUCUGGGAUGUCCACACUGGCCGUGUCCGUGCCGAGCUCAAGCACGACGAGCCCAUCACUUCGCUCGCCGCGCACCCCGCCCCCAAUCUCCACCUCGUCACUUCUGGCUCUGCCGACCGCAACCUCAAGACUUGGGACAUCCGUACGGGAACCCUCGUCGCUGAGCACAAGGGUCACACCGGUGUCGUCAACGGCGUUUGCGUCGCUCCCCUCCCUGCCUCCGAAACGAGCCCGACUGGUCAACAGCAGGCUCAGGCCGUUGUCUCUGCCGGUGACGAGGGUGUCAGUCUCGUGUUCAAGGUGUAA
This is a messenger RNA of Trichosporon asahii var. asahii CBS 2479, 2772 nucleotides long. Its product is annotated as ribosomal large subunit assembly and maintenance-related protein. The record is from RefSeq and is a predicted model, not a curated record. Bases 1 to 2772 code for a protein of 923 amino acids. NCBI's taxonomy places the organism in Eukaryota, Fungi, Basidiomycota, Tremellomycetes, Trichosporonales, Trichosporonaceae. The transcript has 9 exons. Gene Ontology annotation, molecular function: protein binding.